AUGAUUCUCGCUAUAGACAAGACGGGGUUACAAAACCAAGCUUUUUUAGCAACACCUGGUAACACUAUGGGUUCGUGCUGCAGUUGCUGCUGUAACAGUGGACCGCCAGCUGGCGAUGACGUUUACGUUGCUGAUAACAACCCUGGAUAUUAUCCCCCCUCCACAAUAGUGAUAGAUGACCAGCCCGUGAACUAUGGCAGAUAA
Leptosia nina is the source of this 204-nucleotide messenger RNA. Lineage: Eukaryota; Metazoa; Arthropoda; Insecta; Lepidoptera; Pieridae. The record is from the annotation of a GenBank genome assembly.